CACCUCCUCCCAGCCCCUGCUAUGUACAGUCUACUGGAGAGUGAGAUGAAAAGCCCGGUAGUACAAGGGACUCCGGCGGGAGCGGGCAGCACCGCUGCCCCCGGGGGCACAGGCAAGAGCGGAGCGAACGCGGGAGGCGGGGGAGGUGGCGCCGGCAGCGGAGGCGGCGGCGGCAGUAGUAAUGACCAGGACAGAGUAAAGCGACCCAUGAACGCCUUCAUGGUGUGGUCCCGGGGUCAGAGACGCAAAAUGGCCCUAGAGAACCCCAAGAUGCACAACUCGGAGAUCAGCAAGAGGCUGGGAGCCGAUUGGAAACUGCUGACAGACGCCGAGAAGCGGCCUUUCAUCGACGAGGCCAAGAGGCUGCGCGCCGUCCACAUGAAAGAGUAUCCAGAUUACAAAUACCGGCCCCGUCGGAAGACCAAGACGCUACUGAAGAAGGACAAGUACUCCCUGCCCGGCAACCUGCUGCCCCCCGGGACAGCGGCCGUCAACAGCCCCGUUGGGGUGGGCCAGAGGCUGGACACGUACGCACACAUGAACGGUUGGGCGAACGGGGCGUACUCGCUGAUGCCAGAGCAGCUAAGCUACACUCAGCACCCGGGCAUGAACAGCCCCCAGCUGCAGCAGAUGCACCGCUACGACAUGGCCGGCCUGCAGUACAGCCCCAUGAUGCCGGCUGCCCAGACCUACAUGAACGCCGCGGCGGCCGCCGCCGCCGCCUCCACCUACGGCAGUAUGUCGCCCGCCGCCGCCUACGGCCAACAGCCCGGCGCUGCCGCUGCUGCGGCCGCCGCCAUGAGCCUAGGCUCCAUGGGAUCCGUGGUGAAGUCAGAACCCAGUUCACCGCCGCCGCCCGCCAUCAGCGCCCAUUCGCAGAGGGCUUGUCUGGGCGACCUGAGGGAUAUGAUCAGCAUGUACCUCCCGCCGGGGGGAGACGCCACAGACGCUUCGUCCCUGCAGGGCAGCCGAUUGCACAGCGUUCACCAACACUACCAAAGUGCCGGGACUGCGGUGAACGGCACCGUGCCACUGACUCAUAUCUGA
Molecule: messenger RNA, 1047 nt
Organism: Vombatus ursinus (common wombat)
Lineage: Eukaryota; Metazoa; Chordata; Mammalia; Diprotodontia; Vombatidae
Gene: SOX3
Product: SRY-box 3
Exons: 1
Coding region: 22-1047 (341 amino acids)
Biological process (GO): anatomical structure morphogenesis; negative regulation of transcription by RNA polymerase II; positive regulation of transcription by RNA polymerase II
Molecular function (GO): DNA-binding transcription factor activity, RNA polymerase II-specific; RNA polymerase II cis-regulatory region sequence-specific DNA binding
Source: RefSeq, a predicted model, not a curated record